Closterium sp. NIES-65 is the source of this 645-nucleotide messenger RNA. NCBI's taxonomy places the organism in Eukaryota, Viridiplantae, Streptophyta, Zygnematophyceae, Desmidiales, Closteriaceae. The record is from the annotation of a GenBank genome assembly.
AUGGAGGCACACACACGCCUCUGCCUCUCCCUCCCUCCUCCUCUCUGCACUUCCUGUCCAUGGCAGGGAGACAAGGGCGGCGUGAGAGCAGAGAGAGGGCUGGGUGAGUGUAGUGGGGUUGAAUUCAACCCCACUGAGGAGCAGAAUGGAGGCACACACACGCCUCUGCCUCUCCCUCCCUCCUCCUCUCUGCACUUCCUGUCCAUGGCAGGGAGACAAGGGCGGCGUGAGAGCAGAGAGAGGGCUGGAAUGGAGGCACACACACGCCGCUGCCUCUCCCUCCCUCCUCCUCUCUGCACUUCCUGUCCAUGGCAGGGAGACAAGGGCGGCGUGAGUGCAGAGAGAGGGCUGGGUGAGUCUUGUGGGGUUGAAUUCAACCCCACUGAGGAGCAGAAUGGAGGCACACACACGCCUCUGCCUCUCCCUCCCUCCUCCUCUCUGCACUUCCUGUCCAUGGCAGGAGACAAGGGCGGCGUGAGUGCAGAGAGAGGGCUGGGUGAGUCUUGUGGGGUUGAAUUCAACCCCACUGAGGAGCAGAAUGGAGGCACACACACGCCUCUGCCUCUCCCUCCCUCCUCCUCUCUGCACUUCCUGUCCAUGGCAGUGAGACAAGGGCGGCGUGAGAGCAGAGAGAGGGCUGGGUGA